Messenger RNA from Dermacentor albipictus, 725 nucleotides. RefSeq lists its product as uncharacterized. The record is from RefSeq and is a predicted model, not a curated record. NCBI's taxonomy places the organism in Eukaryota, Metazoa, Arthropoda, Arachnida, Ixodida, Ixodidae.
CCUGCGGAUAUCGUUGGGGUGUGAGAAGGAAUGCGGCUGCGCAAAGGGUCACGUGUUCACCGUAUCCGCCCACACAGGAGAUGUUGCCAUGGAUGUACGCUGGUCCAUUGUCUUCGUGUUUGACGAAGCUUUGAGACUUAGGUACGAGGCAUUCCACAAAAAUGGUGCCGUCCUGAUGAGUCUGUGCUACGUGCCUGCUUUCGAGAUGGAGCGGUGGAGGCGAGAAGGAGGCCUGGUGAAGAUCUGCGAAAUGAUCCUGCCAAGCGGGGAUGUUUUCAAAGCAUUUACAAAGAUCGCACCGCAGGGAGAAGUGGAACGAGAAGCCAGAACCUACAACAGCUGGGUGGUGACAUUGUUGAAAGAACUGAAGAUACAUGUGCCCAUUGACGUACAGUGCAUUGCUGGACUGCGCUUCAAAGCCAUGAAUGCGGCUAUGUCGGAGGAGUUUCUUAAAGAAGUGAUCAAGGAUCUGCGCUUCGUAUUCAAGGACAAUGGCAUAAACGCAGAGCCACAAAAGCCUUGUGCCACCGAUGUACAGAGCGAAAGCAGCGACGAAACAAUUAAAGGAGUGGCCACCAUUUCCAAAGGAAAGAGCACCGCCCAGUGCCGGAACGAGCGCCAUGACUCAUCGCAGCUGGCCGUCUUGCCGCGCGAGAACCAAGAUCUGCCUUUCCGGCCCUGCUGAGGCUGAGGUCUCCAGACCACCAACGCUACUUCACAGUUUG